GCCGGCCCCGCCGCGGGCGGGCGGCAGCAGCAGCGCUCGCCGGGGCGGCCGCUCCCGACGGCUGCCCCGAGGACCGGACCUCCCCGCGGCAGCAGAGUGUUCCCAGGACCUGAUGGAUUUCUGAUACCUCGCUCCUGAGGGGCUGGAAGGAGCAUGGUUAAACACCAACCGCUGCAGUAUUACGAGCCACAGCUAUGCUUGUCGUGCCUGACGGGAAUCUACGGCUGCCGCUGGAAACGGUACCAGCGAUCACAUGAUGACACUACCAAGUGGGAGCGCCUCUGGUUCCUAAUCCUCACCUCCUCCUUCUUCCUGACGCUGGUCUGGUUUUACUUCUGGUGGGAAGUUCAUAAUGACUACAAUGAAAUCAACUGGUUUUUGUAUAACCGAAUGGGAUAUUGGAGUGACUGGUCCAUUCCAAUACUUGUAACAACUGCUGCUGGCUUUACAUACAUUACAGUGUUAUUGAUACUAGCACUAUGUCACAUAGCCGUGGGACAGCAAAUGAACCUGCACUGGCUUCACAAGAUUGGCCUGAUGACGACCUUGAUAACUACUGUGGUGACCAUGUCAUCGAUAGCACAGCUCUGGGAUGACGAAUGGGAGAUGGUAUUUAUUUCACUUCAAGCCACAGCUCCUUUCCUGCACAUAGGAGCACUCGCGGCGGUCACGGCCCUGUCGUGGUUGAUAGCUGGGCAGUUCGCAAGAACAGAGAAAGCCACUGCUCAGAUGCUGAUGUUCACUGCAUACCUCGCAGUUGUAGUUGCACUUUACCUCGUCCCUCUCACCAUUUCAUCCCCUUGCAUUAUGGAGAAGAAGGCUCUAGGACCAAAGCCGGCCAUUAUAGGUCAUCGUGGAGCACCAAUGUUGGCACCAGAAAACACUCUGAUGUCCUUCCAGAAGGCAGUGGAGCAGAAGACAUAUGGAGUCCAAGCUGAUGUUGUACUGAGCUACGAUGGAGUGCCAUUUCUGAUGCAUGACAAGACACUCAGGAGAACAACUAAUGUGGAGGAAGUGUUUCCAGAGCUGGCCUACGAGCACGCCUCCACGUUCAACUGGACUGACCUGGAAAAGCUCAAUGCUGGAGAAUGGUUUCUAAAGAAUGACCCUUUCUGGACGGCUGGGUCUCUCUCAAGGUCUGACUACUUGGAAGCUGCCAACCAGUCUGUCUGCAAAUUGGCAGAUAUGCUAGAGGUGGUCAAGGACAACGCAUCGGUCAUCUUGAACUUCCAGGACCUGCCACCUGCUCAUCCUUAUUACAGCACUUACAUCAACAUCACCCUGGAAACCAUCCUGGCAUCAGGAAUUCGGCAGCAGGCUGUGAUGUGGCUGCCAGACGCAGAGCGGCAGCUGGUCAGACAGAUUGCACCGGGUUUCCAGCAGACUUCUGGCCUCAAGCUGGACACGCAGCGCAUGAAAGAGAAAGGAAUCGUGAAACUUAACCUGCGUUACACCAAGGUCACAAACGAGGAUGUCAGGGACUAUGCCACAGCGAACCUGAGUGUGAAUCUCUACACUGUGAACGAGCCCUGGCUGUUCUCCAUCCUGUGGUGCGCCGGCGUCCAGUCGGUCACCUCUGACAGCUCCCACAUCCUUCGCAAGGUGCCUUCUCCCAUCUGGCUAAUGCCUCCAGACGAGUACCGUCUAAUCUGGAUCACAUCUGAUCUCAUUUCCUUUAUCGUAAUUGUAGGAGUUUUUAUAUUCCAGAAGUGGCGCCUAGGAAGUAUCAGGACUUACAACCCAGAGCAGAUCAUGCUCAGUGCUGCUGUGCGCCGGUCCAGCAGGGAUGUCAAGAUCAUGAAGGAGAAGCUGAUCUUCUCAGAGAUCAACAACGGUGUGGAGAACACGGAUGAACUGUCGCUCUGCUCUGAGAACGGCUACUCCAAUGAGAUGGUGACCCCCACAGAUCAUCGGGACACCAAAUUGCGGAUGAACUGAGGAGCUCGGACCCAACGCCGCAGCUUGGCCAGCUCCCCGCGUUCCCUUGGGCUCCGAGAGCCGUGCUCUCCUGCCUGCUCCGGGAUGGGAACCUUUGAGGAACUGCUGGUUGGGCAGACACCCCUUCCCGUUCUCCCAUCGGCAGCCACUCCACCUCCCUGGUUGUGAGGUUGUGGGGCUUUUUUGUAAAUAUGUAGAAAGUCCAAUUUUUUUGUCUUUUUUGAGUGUAUCUGUUUUUCCAGGGCAUAAAUGGAAAUACCUUGUUCAUUAAAUCAUCCACCUUAUGGCUGAAGUUAUUUGAAUCUUGACAUAACAGCCUUGGGGAGCCCGGGGAAAGCAGGUGGGACGUGACUCCCCUUUCUCUCCCCGCUCGACUCCACUCCUUUCCUUGGUGCAACGACUGUGUAGCUGAACUCUGUUUAAAACGUACAUUGUGAAGUUCUUGUGAAAUGUUGUUUUUAUUCUUAUUUUGUUUUUUGUUGUUGUGUUUUGUUUUUUUUUCCCCCCUUCCUGGGCAAUGAAGUUUUAGCUCUACUUUAACAGGAGGCUGUUUGGAGGCGAGAGAAGAUAGCGCUGCUCUUCCCUGCUGAAGUUCAGAGCUGGGGGAGGAAUUGCACUGGCUUGUUCGUUUGGGCACUUUCUCCCUGUUCUGUCCCCCUUUCCCAAAACAAUGAUUUCAGGAGAAUGGCCUUUUUGGAGAAAAAUGACCAGUCGCAGUUUUAAGGCAAAUGGCUGUAAACUGGUAUCCACUGGCAGCAAUGAUUUGAUUUCUUUUUUUUUUUUUUUUUUUUCCCUCUCCCUUGGGCUCUAUCAAGAGCCCUGAUGGCUUGCAAAAAGCAAUGCCGUGGGUGCCACCACUGCUCAGAGAUCUGGCUAAAGUGCCUGCCACUUCAAGUGGCAUUUGCAGUCACUCCUGGCUUUGCCUGUCCUUGCACCUGCCGAAGAAGAGGUGACAUUACAGUGCGAGCUUGUGCCUUUUGGGGCCCAGCCAGGAGGAUUGAAGGAUUUGUAAAUAGUUUGGCAGGGGAAAUGACCUAGGAAAAUAAUUUAUUCCCUCAAGGAGGCCUUAUCUCCUUGCUUUCAAAGCAGAAUGUUCUCGAGGCUGCAUGUUAGUGUCCUCCAAAGGAGUGGCAGUCUUGCAGCAGAUGCUGAGGGGCUUAUGAAGGCGAGAGCUCUCAUCAGCAUUUUUCCAAAGCAAGGGGCUAUAAACCAAAAUCCUAGACCAGAGAUUUAAAAAAACAAAACAAAACAAAAAAAACCCGCAGAAACUAAGUAGAUUACAAUUGCGUUUUUCCCCUUCUUGCAAGAGCCUGCAGCUCUCUGCUCUUCAAGGCCUUGCUGAGAGGAGCCUGUUUUUGGGUCGCUUUGCUGUUCACACGGAGCCGGUUCCCAAGGCAGCUGGAGCCAGCCAAAAGGCUGCCGUUGGCGUGAAUAGGUUUUGGCUUGUUCCCCACAUCCUUCUGCUGUUGGAUAGUUUCUUUCCUUGCUGCAUCGCGGUUGACAUGAUGUGCAAUAUGAGAAGUCCCAUUGAUCACGGGCUUCCUUUGAAGUUUGGCGUGCACUGCCUUGAAAAUGUGGGGAAGUACAAAAGCCGCUUCCUAUGGAAGGAGCGGGAGCCAAGGCCGAGGCUCGGGGCACUGGCAGAGCCGGGGUUUCUCUGCAGAGCCUGUGCAGCUGAAGGAGGUGACCUUGCGGAAGAGAGGAGUGUUUCUGGGGUGCUGACGUGCAUCGCGUUGGACACCAAAUGCAGGUUUGGUAUAGCCAGAAACAAGACGUAAUGCAAGUUCUUAUCACGGCAGCACUGCACUGCUAAUUUUUUAGCUGUAAUCCAAUGGUGUUUGGAAAUCCCAGUCUAACGCUUAGUGCAGAAGAACUGGAGGCGAAACUGGCCAACUUAGCUGUGUGAAGGAAAUGAAAUGAAAUGUCAAAGUGACAGAAGAAGAACGCUCUUACUACUAAUGCAAGCAAGUCAUUAAACCUUAAUUGUGAUGCUGUAGUGUGCACACCCUAAGCAGUGCAAAUCAAGACUUUAAAUCAUUCAUAUCUGCCAUGGGUUUUUAUUUUUUUCAUGAAUGUAGGUGGACAAAGACCCCAGUUCGUGCUCCCUCUUACCUUCCUAGUACACUGUCCUUUCGUAUGGUACUCUUUCAAGCCUGUGGGAAAAAAAAAAGUGAUUUUUUUUUCCUGCAGAACUGCAAGAUUUUGGUGGAAUUGAAGGCCUUUGAGAACAAGUUGCUUCUCCCUUAAAUGUGGUGCUGUAUUGAAACAUUCCUGGCAGAUUGUCAUUGCCAAGUGAGAGACUUUGUUAAAUCUUGGCAUCUGUUGAUAGUCACCUGCAUGUUCUGUUCUUAUCCUGGAAGAUGAUUUUAUUGAAAGGUCAAGUGCUUAAAAGCUUGGAAGAGUAAAAAGCAAUCCAAUGAA
Molecule: messenger RNA, 4359 nt
Organism: Rhea pennata
Lineage: Eukaryota; Metazoa; Chordata; Aves; Rheiformes; Rheidae
Gene: GDPD5
Product: glycerophosphodiester phosphodiesterase domain containing 5
Exons: 16
Coding region: 154-1938 (594 amino acids)
Biological process (GO): positive regulation of neuron differentiation; lipid metabolic process
Cellular component (GO): plasma membrane
Molecular function (GO): glycerophosphodiester phosphodiesterase activity
Source: RefSeq, a predicted model, not a curated record